This is a messenger RNA of Ornithodoros turicata, 2051 nucleotides long. RefSeq lists its product as uncharacterized. Lineage: Eukaryota; Metazoa; Arthropoda; Arachnida; Ixodida; Argasidae. Bases 131 to 2023 code for a protein of 630 amino acids. The record is from RefSeq and is a predicted model, not a curated record. Gene Ontology annotation, molecular function: protein tyrosine phosphatase activity. The transcript is spliced from 16 exons.
GAGACCUUGCUGUUCCAAGUCACUUUGAACCUCCAGGCCGAUUUGAACACUUCCUCAGCUCAGCUAACCUGUUCUGUCUUCGUCUUUCGUCAGAAAUCCUACAAGGCUUUCAACAUCAUACAUCAUCGUAAUGUAUGCACCAGAGGAGGACUACAACCAAUACUACUAUGGCGCGUCAGAGGGGUUGACAGACCAGUCGGGAUACGACCAGAUCGGUGGAUUUCCUCAAGACUACUCUGAAGUUGAAUCGGGUUUUUUUCCCCAGGAUCAACUGCAGCCGGAGCUUUACCAGCAACCUAUGCAAUCGGGGCUUUCCCAGCUGGAUCAAAGUGGGGCAGCUAGUACCGAGAAAAAGGACGACAGCCUCGUCGGCUUCAUUGUCGGUAGCGUGUGUCUCCUCGUACUAAUAUCGGCUCUUGCGGUCUACCUGGUACUGGCGUCCACCGGGACCAACGGCGACGGCAGCGAUACUGACAUACGUAGAGGAGGUGGAGGAGGUGGCGGAGGUGCAGGAGGUAGUUCACAAGUGACGGAAGAGGAUGCAGUGGUAACAGACUAUGGGUACAUAAACCCACCGCCAACGACCACCACAACAACUACUCCUACGACAACGACUAGCACGACCACUACUACGACUACUACAACUACGACUACUACGACUACGACAACUACGACUACUACGACUACGACUACAACUACGACAACGACCACAACGACUACAACUACGACAACGACCACAACGACUACAACUACAACGACCACAACGACUACAACUACAACGACCACAACGACUACGACUACAACGACGACUACGACUACAACUACUACGACAACGCCGCCGUUGGUGUCGACAUCACCACCUAGAUAUGACUUCAUCUUCCAACCGCUUGUUUGCGUCGUCGGUCGCCGUGCCUUACAGGAGGACAUGUACCCACCGUCCGGCAUCUGUGACGUCAUCAUCUUCACCCAUGUCUAUAUCGAAAAUGAUACAUUAUUCACCGAUACUCCCGGCCCCUUCCAGACCUUCACAAAAGUCUCGGUCAGCCGCCCCAGCGACAUGUUCGGCGUUUCGUUGGACACGGGGCGCCAGGACGCAGACGAGGUUUAUUCACUUAAGCAGCCACGAUACAUAAAGUGGGCGUGGGAUAGAAAUAUCAAGCAUUACGCAGCUCUGUCAACUCCACUCGACUACAAGUCCACGAAACCUACCGCCUUUACUUAUAUCGCCAGAGUUGCUCUUGCGUCUGUCAAACGGUGGCAGGAUACCUUAUCGUUCACUGAAGAUGUGGGCCAGGAACAAACCUACCGCAUAAUAGGAUUGAAGAUGUUCAACUACGAUACCGCUGGGUUCCAACAAGCGAAGCAAGAUUUCGCAAAUCACAUUGAUGAGCUAAUCAGGCUGGGAGACAUUAACAUGUUAGUCAUGGAGACAGCGAUUAAUGACGAGCCCGUCAUGAAGAGGAGCUGCAUGAAUUUCCCAACCUCAACGUGGUAUGACCCAGACGGCCAGUACCAGCCCUCCUUUGCAAAAGCGAUCCUCGUGGUGAACGGUACAAUUGCUCCCACUCGCAAAAAAUUCACCGUACUCUUUUCAUUCACAAUGGGAGUUUCCAAGUUCGAAUUUAACCAACCCCAACAGGAAAUCUCCUCGCAUGCCUGUUUGAGUAGUGGCAUGGUACCAUACGACCAAGUAUGCAGCGGCAGUCCAACUCUUUACUCGCAAUCCACACAGAGCUCCACAUACACGCAACAAACCUUGGCAAAGGUUGUCUCCUCCGGAAACUCCAUAUACAGCUUUGAAACGGCAGACACCCUACUGGACAAGAUUGUGUGCACAGAAAUGGCGUACGGCCACCGAAAUGUGGGUUUCGUCUUCUACGACAGCGAGUUCGCAGCUGGCGACGUCAGUUGCGAUGGACAUCCGGGGACGUUUGCCCGUAUGCGGUUUGUCAAGAAACACUUUGAAGAUCUCAUGCAAGGCGUUGCACCUCCCGCGUUCGAUUACACAAAAUGCAUAUUGUGAGCUGGAAAAUAAAGUGUUUACGACGAAC